Messenger RNA from Diabrotica balteata, 1830 nucleotides. Lineage: Eukaryota; Metazoa; Arthropoda; Insecta; Coleoptera; Chrysomelidae. The record is from the annotation of a GenBank genome assembly.
ACAGCAAAGAAUAUAGAUAUAGACGCUUAAGCGUCUAUAUUCUUUGGUCACAGUAAAGUACAAUUUGUUUGGGAAGUUGCUUAAUUAUUUUUUAAGUCGCAAAAAUGGAUGUAGAAGAACUGUUGGAUUAUAAGCCUCCUCAAGCUCUAAAAAGACCAGUACAUGUUGAUGAGGAUGACGAUGAGGCCGAAAGAACCAGAAAAAUGAGAAGAAUAGCCAGAGCUAAAGCUAGUAGAAUGGCUAGACCUAUAUCUCCUACACCAUCAACACAACCUUUGGAUCACAUAAGUGAAGAAGAGAGAGCAGAAAUUCUUAAGUUUGUUGAAACAGAACAAACUCAGGGUGAAAUUAUUGAUGAAACAGCUCUGAAGAAGAUUGUACUAAAUUUUGAAAAGAGAAGCUUAAAAAACAGAGAGAUGAGGAUUAAAUUUCCAGAUUCUCCUGAGAAGUUUUUGGAAAGUGAAGUAGAAUUGCAUGAAAUUCUUCAAGAAAUGCGAAUAUUGGCAACUGCACCUGAUUAUUAUCCAUUGUUAGUCAAACUUCAAGUUAUACCCAGUUUACUGGAAUUGCUGUCCCAUGACAAUACAGAUAUAGCUGUUGCCACCGUAGAACUCCUCCAAGAACUUACUGAUGUGGAUAGUCUCAAUGAGUCAGAAGAAGGUACGGAGGCUUUAAUAGAAUCUUUACUAGAUCAUCAAAUCAUUGCCUUAUUAGUUCAAAAUUUAGAACGUCUUGAUGAAACUGUAAAAGAAGAAGCAGAUGGUGUUCAUAAUACGUUAUCUAUAAUUGAAAAUUUGACUGAAUUGAGCUCAGAAAUAAUAAACGAAGCCACAAAACAGGGACUUUUAGCUUGGUUACUGAAAAGGCUGAAAUUGAAGUCUCCUUUUGAUCCCAAUAAGCUCUAUGUUUGUGAAAUUUUAUCUAUAUUAUUACAAAAUAACGAAAAAAAUAGAUUAGCAUUGGGAGACAUGGACGGAAUUGAUACUUUAUUGCAACAACUGGCCUUUUAUAAAAGACACGAUCCUACCAGUUCUGAAGAGCAUGAACUAAUGGAAAACUUAUUUGACUGUUUAUGUAGUGCAUUGAUGGUAUUUCCAAAUAGAGAACGAUUUUUAAAAGGGGAAGGCUUACAGCUAAUGAAUCUGAUGUUAAGAGAAAAGAAGACCUCCAGAAAUGGCUCCCUAAAAGUAUUAGAUUACGCUAUGUCAGGACCUCAAGGUAAAGACAACUGUAAUAAAUUUGUAGAUAUUCUUGGUCUCCGUACUAUCUUUCCAUUAUUCAUGAAGACACCUAAGAAGAACAGAAGAAAAGUAUUGUCUACUGAAGAACACGAAGAGCAUGUGUGUUCUAUAAUAGCUUCGAUGUUGAGAAACUGCAGGGGCUCCCAAAGACAAAGAUUAGUAAGUAAAUUUACAGAAAACGACCACGAGAAAGUAGACCGGUUACUUGAAUUACAUUUCAAGUAUUUGGAAAAAAUUGAAGCUAUUGACGACACUAUCGAAGACGACAAGGAAGAAGAAGAUGCAGUUUAUUUAAAAAGACUUGAAGGUGGUUUGUUUACCCUUCAGCUAGUAGACUACAUAAUUGUAGAAGUAUGUGCAGCGGGACCUGGAAGCAUAAAGCACAGGGUCAUGCAAAUUUUGAAUCUUCGCGGUGCCUCAUUGAAAACCAUUAGACAUAUCAUGAGGGAAUAUGCUGGUAAUUUAGGAGAGGAGGGCGAUAAAGAAUGGAAAGAUCAAGAACAACAACAUAUUUUGAACUUAGUAGAUAAGUUUUAAUGUAAUGUCUUAGGUUUGUAAUAAUUUAGAAAAAAAUUAAAUAUUUAUAAUU